CUUUAAUUUACAACAACAUCAUUAACCGCACAAACAAGAAGAUAGAAAUGACUUCCAAACAAACCCCACAGGCCGGUGAGUCGAAGGAUUACACUAUUGUCAACAAGGCCGUCGAGGCGAAGGACUUCACGGUGAAUAAGGCCGGCGAGUAUAUGGACUUCACGGUGAAUAAGGCCGUCGAGGCGAAGGACUUCACGGUGAAUACGGCCGGCGAGUAUAAGGACUUCACGGUGAAUAAGGCCGUCGAGGCGAAGGACUUCACGGUGAAUAAGGCCGUCGAGGCCAAGGACCUUACGGUGAAUAAGGCAGGAGAGUAUAAGGACUUCACGGUGAAUAAGGCCGGCGAGGCCAUGGACUUCACGGUGAAUAAGGCCGUCGAGGCGAAGGACUUCACGGUGAAUAAGGCCGGCGAGGCCAUGGACUUCACAGUGAAUAAGGCCGGCGAGUAUAAGGACUUCACGGUGAAUAAGGCCGUCGAGGCGAAGGACUUCACGGUGAAUAAGGCAGGCGAGGCCAAGGACUUAACGGUGAAUAAAGCCGUUGAGGCGAAGGACUUCACGGUGAAUAAGGCCGGCGAGGCGAAGGACUUCACGGUGAAUAAGGCCGGCGAGGCAAAGGAUUACACGAUGAAUAUUGGGAACGCAAAUUGAUGACAAAAUCACGAUAAACUCAAGAGUUAUCGACUAAUGUUAGGGAGUACACCAGAUUGUCUGUACUUCUAGUUAAUAAAUGAUUGUAUUAACUUCCAUUUCAAUUUCAAAUUUAAUCUUAUCAUAUUUAUAUUGUUAAAUGCAUGCAAAUGUGAUUGGAUUAUGAACCUAUUAUUCCAGAGA
Molecule: messenger RNA, 833 nt
Organism: Impatiens glandulifera
Lineage: Eukaryota; Viridiplantae; Streptophyta; Magnoliopsida; Ericales; Balsaminaceae
Product: late embryogenesis abundant protein ECP63-like
Exons: 2
Coding region: 48-650 (200 amino acids)
Source: RefSeq, a predicted model, not a curated record